This is a messenger RNA of Salvelinus fontinalis (brook trout), 3775 nucleotides long. Its product is annotated as receptor-interacting serine/threonine-protein kinase 4-like. The record is from RefSeq and is a predicted model, not a curated record. NCBI's taxonomy places the organism in Eukaryota, Metazoa, Chordata, Actinopteri, Salmoniformes, Salmonidae. Gene Ontology annotation, molecular function: ATP binding; protein kinase activity; protein binding. Gene Ontology annotation, biological process: protein phosphorylation. The coding region runs from base 660 to 3176 and encodes 838 amino acids. Gene Ontology annotation, cellular component: cytoplasm. The transcript is spliced from 8 exons.
GAGUCCAAACUUUUGACUGGUACUGUAUAUGACACCUGCUGAAUCACUGGCAUGUCUCACACAGUGUGGACAGGAAAGGAAUCAGGCAGGUUUAUGACAAGGCUUGUGGUUUUGGAUACCUCAUGAGUAGGUUAGUAUUCUUCUCAUAUGAACCCACACAGUCCAAACCAGAGCCAUAUGGGCGAUAUCAUGUAAAACAUUUUUUUAAAUGAUAUUUCCCAUGUCUCCUCAGGAUAUUUUUAGGGUCUUUGCUAGUGUUAUGGUUAUCAGAGGGAGAAAGGUGUUGAGUGAUAUGCCAACAUUCCACUGUUCUUGAAUUCCAUCUUAUUUACAAAUAUGAUGCUUAUUGUUUUUGGGCAGAAAUAGGAGAGUUGGGACUCGAGUGCUUUGACAAACUGGUUCAGUGUUAAAUGUUCCCUGGAAAGGCUGGUGUUUGGUCUGUCUGGCCAGACCCAGGAAAUGAUGUCACAUCUACUGGCCCUUCCCCUGCUUUCACCUGAAAAGAAGGAGGGGCCAUACUGAGUCAGGCAAGAGGGUGGAAAAAAACAAGGAAGGAAGCUCUCAGUAGGCAUGUGUGUGUAUGUUUAGUUCUUCUGAAUGUGUGUUAGAGGAAAAAAUAAGGAUUUGGGGAUUUCAACACUAUUAAAGCCUUUCUAAAGAUGGAUAUGGAUGUUCCAGACCCUUCCCAUGGGAAUAUGGGGCUGCUGAGAACCUUUGACUCCUCUGAGUUUGGGAGCUGGGAGAAGAUAGGCUCGGGCGGAUUUGGACAAGUAUACAAAGUCCGGCAUGUACAGUGGAAAACAUGGCUGGCUAUCAAGUGCCCUCCCUGCCUUCAUGUAGAUGACAAGGAGCGAGCAGAGCUGCUGGAAGAGGCUAAGAAGAUGGAGGCGGCUAAGUUCCGCUACAUCCUGCCAGUGUAUGGGAUCUGUGGGGACCCCCAGGGCCUGGUGAUGGAGUACAUGGAGACAGGCUCCCUGGAGACCCUGCUGGCUGCUGAGCCUCUGCCCUGGGAGCUGCGCUUCAGGAUUAUCCACGAGACGGCGGUGGGAAUGAACUUCCUGCACUGCAUGAGCCCACCCCUCCUGCACCUGGACCUAAAACCUGCCAACAUCCUACUGGACGCACACUACCAUGUCAAGAUAUCAGAUUUUGGUCUGGCGCGAUGGAACGGCCUAUCCAGGGUUGAUGAAAUCAGCCGUGACGGGUUCUGUGGCACCAUUGCCUACCUGCCGCCGGAGAGCAUCAUCGAGAAGGACAGGGUGUCAGAAACCAAGCAUGACGUCUACAGCUUUUCCAUAGUCAUCUGGGGAAUUCUCACACAAAAGAAACCUUACCAAGGGGAGAACAACAUCCUGCAGAUCAUGGUGAAGGUGGUGAGAGGGGUGCGCCCUGACCUCAAUGUUGUGCCCCGGAGUCGACCCCAGGCCUGCACGGGGUUCCUGUGCCUCAUGCAACGCUGCUGGGCCACCUCACCUGACACCAGACCCAGCUUCCAGGAAAUCACAUCAGAAACGGAGGAGCUGUGUUCUAAACCCCAAGAGGACUCCAAGACCCAAACUCCUGAGCUCGAGAAUAACCACUGCCAUGGACUACCCACUGACAAGAAACCGGUCAGGCCCAAAUCGGCCAUGCUGCCAGAGAAAGACUACAGCCUAUCAGAGCUGCUGAGCCAGGUGGACUCUGGGAUAUCUCGGAGCUUUGACCGUGUGACGGAGGACUGCUGUCCCAGCAAAGACAACACCAGCAAGAGACUGUCAGGGAUCUCCUCUGUAGACUCUGCCUUCUCAUCUCAAGACUCCAUCACCCUCUCCUUUGAGAAAGAUAAUAUCUGUGACUCAGGGGAGGUGCAGAGGAGGAAGCUGAGCGACGCCAUCCGUACCAAAGACAUGUCCAAGCUGAUGAAGAUCCUGCAGCCUCAGGACGUGGACCUCUUAUUGGAGGGCGGCUGCAGCCUGCUCCACCACGCUGUCACGCAGGCCAAUGAGGAGGCCAUCAAGUUCCUGCUCCUCAACCACGCCAACACCAACCUGGCCAACGCUCGCGGCUCCACCCCACUCCACCUGGCCACCGAGAUGCACCUGAAGGGCCUGGCCGAGCUGCUGCUGGGCCGUCGGAGCACCAACGCCAACGCACGGGACGAGGACCAAUACACGGCCCUGCACUGUGCUGCUCAGAACGGGGACGAGGCCAUCACCCGCCUGCUGCUGGACCGCGGCGCCUCCAUCAAUGAGACGGACGCCCAGGGCCGCACGCCUGCACACAUCGCCUGCCAGCAUGGCCAAGAGAACGUGGUCAGGGUGCUGCUGAGCCGAGGUGCAGACGUCCACGUGAAGGGCAGAGAUGACUGGACGGCACUUCACCUGGCUGCCUGGCAGGGCCACCUGGGCAUUGCCAAACUGCUGGUGAAGCAGGCUGGCGCGGACGUAGACGGGCAGACCACUGACGGGCGCACGCCGCUGCACCUGGCCUCCCAAAGGGGGCAGUACAGGGUGGCAAGGAUCCUGAUAGAGCUGGGGGCAGACGUCCAUGUGACCUCCAUUGGCCUCCACACCCCCCUGCACGUGGCGGCUGAGACAGGCCACACCAGCACCUCCCGCCUCCUGGUCAAGCACAAUGCAGACAUCCAGGCCCAGACUGACCAGGGUCUUACCGCCCUCCACCUCGCUGCCCAACGCGGCCACUUGCCCACAGUGAAGAUGCUGAUGGAGGAAGGGGCAGACCCCUACUGCACCAAUCAGACCCUGCGUACCCCCUGCCACCUGGCGGCAGAGGGUGGCCACUGUGAGGUUUUCAAAGAGCUUCUGGACCACUGCCCUGAGGCUGUUAGUCUGUCAGACGAACAGGGCCUCACCCCUAUGCACCUGGCUGUGAGGGGAGGCUAUACAGAUAUCACCAGCAUGCUGCUGGCCCAGGGGGUGGAACUAUCACCGGAAGUACCACAGGACUCCAUCUCCCAGCAUACACAAGAGUUACAACAGGACUCCAUACCCCUGCCACAGGAUCUACCACAGGACUCCAUCCCCCAGGACACCCUGCAUCCAACAGCAGAGGACUGCCCAAAGCUCCUGGCUCGUAGUCCUAGCCAGUUGACCUUGCGGCUCCAGAGGAAGGUUGUAAUCUUGAAACUGACGGAGCGUGAGGGUAACGAAUGUCCAGAGUCCACUGGUGCACUGUGAGCCUCGGCCCUCCGUUGAGAGGAGGGAGUCACCCAGUGACUGGAUUGUACAGAACUGUCCUUGAAAUGAAAACAGUCAGGGAUCUCUUCUAUUCCCUUCCCCAUUGAUGUGAUGGGAGAAGUGUCCAAGCUAAAGAGACCAGCUGCUGUAUUGUGAUUUUGUUUUUUUGUACAUAGUAUUUUUGAUUGAUUGUGUGUUAUCAUUAUGUCAGUCUUUGACUGAUCAUUCAUUGCCAGAUGUUCUGAUUAUUUGGAGCUUUGGGCCUCUCAAAGCCCCUGUUAUCUUACUUUGGUAUCUUGUCAGGGAAGGAAUGCUUUAAUGUAAAUACACUGUAUAUAGAACCAUGAGCUCAUUUGGAUCAUUAUUUACUUUUUUCACUUCAUGUUAAAUAUAGACUCCAUGUCACGUUUCCCCCUUAAUAGUGUAACUUUUCUACUUUGCAUAUGCACAUUCGUACAUUCAUUGCCGUCUGUACAGAAAGAGAAUGUUGACAUCUGUGGAAUGCUCAUUUGUAUUUUAAUUUCCCAUCUACUUACUCGAGCUGGUAUGUUUAUCAUGUCCAUAAGUUAUAUUCUCUAAUAAAACAAGUUUCAAUACAA